GCCAUACUAUCGUUACUUCUAUUUAGUAGUAUUCGGAUGGAAGGAUAGCUAAGGUUAUUGCCUUAUUUCGGAAAAAUAUGCAGGCGUUUUUAUCAUAAACUCUUGGCUGCUUAUAAAUCAACCUUCAGUUCUACUGACGUGAUGUUCCAAUGCUUUUUGAACCAGGACUCAAAUAAUUUGUGUUCAAUCCAAUUCUUUUCGAAGAUCAUUGGAAAACUAUGAGUUGGAUGAUUGAACAUUUUGAGACCUAUAAAGUUACGUUACGUAUGUUAACAGUUGUUUGAACAUAUUAGUUUUGUAAACAAGACUACUGGCGUUUGGUUUCGUUCUUGAUGAUGAGAGUUCUGGUUUUGCCCUUGUUCGCCCUUUUUUAUUCAUUCGUUGAUGCUGUUGAGUUACCACUGACUCCGAAGACUUGUCAAGAAGUUUGCAUCACUAAAUUUGAUGGGGCUGAAGAAGAUGCGUGUUCCAGAGGUUGUGUCCUGUCAAACUUGAAUUCAUUGUUGUCAACAUUUACUUGUGAAGAAUCUUGUGAUGAUGUAUACAAGUCGGAUACAAAGUUGGUUGCUGCUUGCAAAGUAGGUUGUUCUGCAACUCCAAGUCACACAUCUGUUGGGCUCCUGCCAGUUCAAAACUUCUUUAGCACAUUCUUCGACAGGAUUCGUAAUUUAUUCGGAGCUGUGAAUAACGGUUCGGGAGCCAGUGUGGAUACCAAAGCUAAUAAGGUAGAGGGCGACACUGAUUCAGAUUCCGGUAAUCAUGUGAUCAUAUCACGCAUCCGCAUUUUCCAUAACUUCGCUCCCAAUGACGCACAUGAAAAUCCACUGGAUUCACCAUUCAAUAUAAAACCACUCUUUAGUUUGCGUGAAAUUAUUCCACAAGAUGAUGAUGCUUAUUUCAAAGCUGUAAAAAAUAAUGAUAAGAAUGUUAUUCGUAUACAUGCUGUCGGUGAUGAUGGUGAAUCAACCUUUUAUGAACACCAACCUACAUUUGUUAGAAAAGCUACUUACUUCUUCCGUCAUAUUAUGUUUCGCCCACUUUUAUUACCAUUGCUUAUCGCAUUGUUGAUUGUGAUAUUAUUAUUAAUGGUGAAGUUAACUAUUCACGCUUGUCGUGUUCGUGAACAUCGGCACAUAGAGGUAAGUCAUGUAUACCUUGACAGUGAAUUGAUGUACGAGAUAGCCAGUUUGUUUAAUCAAGGAUAUCAGAAAGUUAUGCAAAAUUUGCGUUCGAUAAUUUUGUUGGUCUACGGUAAAAGUGUAGCUCAUUUUGGUUAACAAAAUAAGGCACUAAUAAAAACUUCAAAUCAGCGUAUUAUAAUAAAAUUAAUGAUGAACUUUGAGCUUUGUCCCAUACGAUUGUAAGAGGAUUUAUUUACCGACCUUCAUCAUAAUACUAGAUUCUAAGUAUGUAGAUUACUUCUACAUCAUGUUGGUGUGACAUUCAAGAGCGAAAUAUUCAUUAUGCAGCCGCAACAAACUAUAAGGUACCUCAAUUUAACUUGUCUUCGAAGGUAAAUAAUUUCAAAUUAUUUUGUAUUUCUUAUUGAACAAUCUAUCAUUGACAAGGCUAGAUCAGAAGUCAAAAUACAAAGAUUUGUAGGCGUACCAAAAAAGCAAAGCAAUUAGAAAUAAUAGCUUAAUAUUUUCAAACUUCAAGGGAGUUUACAGAAUGUUCUUAACCAAUUAGUGAAUAUCCAAUCCGACAAACUGAACAAUCGCCAAGAAUUUGAUCAAAUGUUCAAAAGUAUUUGAAACAAGGCGACUACGCUGUCGACUUUUUAAGUUCUGUUAUAAGUGUUUUAAUUAAAAGUUAACUGGGAUGUAUUACAAAUAGAAUGUUCAUGUAGUCAUAUUUUCCUAACCAAAUAGGAAUCAUAUAGUCAUGGUUUUUGAUUAUACGAUUAUUGCAUACCAGUAGCUUACGUCGAUUCUGAUCAGUUGUAACGCUUGGAUAAUUCGUUCAAAUAGUUUAUUCAGAAAAUCGUGUAUAUCUAAGUUAUGGAGGUGCCAAUAACUUGCCCACUAGCAUUUAUGAAGGUUUAUAUUGUGUCAUGUUUUCAUUAAUUACAUCGAAGUGGUCAUAACUGAAGCCAUAGUAGUUAAUAUUCGAUGUAGUUGUACAAUAUUCACUUGUUUCCUACUAUAAUUUGUUGUAGUACAGUUUUGUAGGACAUGAGAAUAAUGUUAUAGUAUGUGUAAGAUUAACUUUCAAAACGUUCCAUGCCAGUUUCAACUUCUGGUACCGUCAUGACGUGUUAGUUAUGAAAUGUUAGUUAUCAAACUCUAGAGUUUUAUACUUGUGAAUCAAUUUUCCGAACGUGAAAUAUCUUUCGACUUUGUUACCAGUCGUUAUUAUUUCGGUCACAAUAUCGUGUUGAUAGUGCUGUCGUCUAGCAACUUUAUCUCUUGAUGUGGUGUAAAAACUGUUAAGUCGAUCAUAUAAUCGUAAAGCAUCAGUCUCUAUGACUUGAACAUGUCUUAACCACUCAAUCUCGGUGGCUUGUAUACCGAGCACUGUUUGGUGACCCAGUGACUUUGUAUCAAAAACAAUUCACCAACAGUUUUGGAUUCAUCAUUUAAAGAUUAAAGGUAGUCCAUUUGACAACAACUAGACUAGAUUAUCAUUACUACGUGAAUAAAGUCUACAUUUUCCAGUUUAUUAAUUUCAGUAGUUAUCUUUGAUGACUCAGCAUCGAAGUCAGUGUCCAUUUACUGGUGUUUUAUUUUUUGUCCAACAUAAUUACAAAUCCACUUUCAGCAAAAUGAAAUUUAUCUUGACUGCGUUUGGAUGUAAAGUAUUCUCGUGCUAUUAUUUUAUGAUUCUCUCUCAUUUUCUACAAUCGUUACUCUAUUUUCUUUGGGGCAUUAGUAUUUCAUUGCCCAGAUUUUUAUGUUAAGUCAGUAAUAACCGUAGAUAAAAUUCGUUUUUUAUUUACCUUCGGUCGAAAUCUCUUUGUAGUGUUAACUUUUGUUGUCAAGAAUCCAUCAUUUUUCUCUAAAUCUUUUUGCUGGAUGUCAGCGUGAGAUUACUAUGACUCCUUGUAUCUAAAUUCGCUGACAUAAAGUUCGUUAUCCUAUGGAAAAAUAAAUUUGUGGAUACAUUAAAAAAGUCACUUGAGUUUUAUUAUAUUUAUCAAUCAAUCUCCCACUUAUUUUCACUGGUUUUUAUAGAUCCUAGUGAGUGUUUUGCAUUCUGAAAUGAUCUAUUAAGAAAUAUCUUAUUUUCAAUUCAUUUGUAUUAAUUUGUAGGUAUCGUUACCAUGGUUUGACUUGAUAAUUUCGAAUAAAUUGAGCACUGGGUAGAUUGUUAUAAAUAAAUAAUAUAUUUGUAUUAAUUGUUCGAAUCUUCUCAUUGAUAAUUUGAACUACAAUUGAUUAGUCUCUCCACUCUGUUGUAUAAAGCAGUGGCUAUCCGGACUCAGUAGCUGAGUGGAAAACGCAGUGGCAUUUUUAGUGAGCAGCACCGAGUUCAAGUCCCGGAGUGAACAACUUUGGAAUGCAGGUACAUCUAGUUGAAGAGUCCUACACCGGACGAGACGUGCUUACUGGAUUCGUUUGCUAGCCAUCACCCAUCUAUGCUUAUAUUUUAUUUUUAACACAGUUGCAUAUGAUUACCAUAUAUUUGUAAGUACAUGACGUGUUUUCUUUCUUUCUAGUAUACUCGUUUACCAACGUAUGUUGAAGCAAUGAAUGUGAAGGUCCCGUUGUACGAAGAUGUGAUAAAAUGUGAGAAAUCAUCCGAAAAAGGCCCGAUUGAUGCCUAAUAUCUGCAAAUUAUUUGAGAAUAUUUUCGUUUUUUCAAUAUUUGUGAUAAACACAUUAUUCUGUUAUCAUCACCGUAACACUCACUUGCUCAUGAAUGCACUGGAGUAAAUACUCAAGUUCUCAUGUUUUGUCAUUAUCCCCUUAUUUUGACCGAUUUUCUGUUGUGUUGCUUUGGUCUAUGCUAUUGUGUUUGUCACUCCUCAAACACUAAGUUAAACAAUGAACUGGAACACGUUUUUUUGUGGCACUAUUUUAUAAACCAAAUCACUUCUUAUUUGUCUUGUUGCUCUCAUAUUGAUAACUGUCAUCACCACUGGAUCUUUUUUUGUGAUCGCGUUAUUUUCAUAGACUACUCCUUGUUAUUGUUGCUUCAAUAAAUACCUUGUCAAAAUAUUGUAUUUUCCAUUUGAGACGGUAGCGAUUGAGAUGUGAUUUGUUUCUGUUUUCAUUUUGUACCAUGUUCAUCCGUGAUUAUAUUCGUUUGACUUACGAACUUAUAGUACAUUCGAGGCGAAAGUAAUUUAAAUGGAUAGAUCAGUAAUUUUUGGUGACAGAAGUUUUUCAGUAGAUUUGUUUGUUUCAUAUACUUUAGUUUUAGUAUGAAGUGAAGACUUAUUGUGGCUAAAUAGAUGGAAUUAUUAAUAA
Molecule: messenger RNA, 4412 nt
Organism: Schistosoma margrebowiei
Lineage: Eukaryota; Metazoa; Platyhelminthes; Trematoda; Strigeidida; Schistosomatidae
Source: the annotation of a GenBank genome assembly